AUGGCCAUGCAAUGGAAGAGUGCCAGCCGGCAGGUGGAGAUCCUACGAAAGCUCUAUGAUACGGCGUCUCGUACGUUCGCCUCGGAAGUGCGCUGGAAAACGCCGUUCCCGACUUCUACCACCACGCUUGUGCCUAAUGCCCUAGCCUUGGCAGCGACUACAGGCCCUUCGGUACCUGCUAUGAACGCUGACAUGUCGAUGCCGAGCAGUUGGACGACCUUGUGGGCGUCGAUGCCUAGUUCAGCCGAUGACUUGAACCCAUGGCAGCAAUGCUUAGGAGAAAUUACCCUGUAG
Malassezia pachydermatis is the source of this 294-nucleotide messenger RNA. RefSeq lists its product as hypothetical. Bases 1 to 294 code for a protein of 97 amino acids. The transcript has a single exon. The record is from RefSeq and is a predicted model, not a curated record. NCBI's taxonomy places the organism in Eukaryota, Fungi, Basidiomycota, Malasseziomycetes, Malasseziales, Malasseziaceae.